Molecule: messenger RNA, 1149 nt
Organism: Penicillium paradoxum
Lineage: Eukaryota; Fungi; Ascomycota; Eurotiomycetes; Eurotiales; Aspergillaceae
Product: Gfo/Idh/MocA family protein
Exons: 3
Coding region: 1-1149 (382 amino acids)
Biological process (GO): NADPH regeneration
Cellular component (GO): cytoplasm
Molecular function (GO): nucleotide binding; oxidoreductase activity
Source: RefSeq, a predicted model, not a curated record
AUGACCGCGGGCAACAAGAUUCUCCGCGUGGGAGUGAUCGGAUGUGGCGAGAUCACCCAAGUCGCCCACAUCCCAACUCUCGGAUUCCUCUCCGACUACUUCCAGAUCACCUAUCUCUGCGAUGUCUCCAACAAUGCGCUGGCACACUGCGCCAAAAAGGUCAUCGGCGGCAUCCCCAAGACAACCCGCAAGGCCGAAGACCUCUGCGCCUCCCCAGAUGUCGACAUCGUGAUGAUCGCCAACAGCGACGCCUUCCACGUCCCACACGCCCUGUUAGCCCUCCAACACGAUAAAGUCGUCUUCAUCGAAAAGCCCAUGGCCCUCUCCCUCCAAGACGCAGAUCGCAUCAUCGAGCUCGAGAAGACCUCCUCCGGCAAGGUGAUGGUCGGAUACAUGCGUCGGUACGCGAGCGGCUUCAUCGACGCAGUCAAGGAAAUAGGUAGCCUUGAUGAAGUGCGCUAUGCGCGCGUGCGGGAUAUCGUCGGUCCGAAUUCGGAUUUCGUGGCUCAGUCGGGGACAUUUCCGAAGGUGUUCUCGGAUUACCGAGCGGAGGAUAAGACGGAGUUGGGGCAGAGGACUGGGGAGCUUUUGGAACAGGCUUUGACGAUGGAGUUGGGGAUUCCGGUUACGGAUGAGACGGCUUGUCAGUGGAGGAAUUUGGGCAGUCUGGGGUCGCAUGAUCUUAGUGCGAUGAGGGAGGCUUUGGGCAUGCCGAGUGCUGUGCUUGGGGCUUCUUUGUGCAGUACACAGGGUCCGCCAUUUUGGAGUGCUCUCUUUCAAUAUCCGUCUUUUGCUGUCUCUUAUGAGUCUGGUAUUGAUGAGGUUCCCCGAUUUGAUGCGUCCAUUGAGGUAUUUGGUGGGAAUAAGACGGUCAAGGUCUGCUUUGACUCGCCUUAUGUUAAGGGGCUGCCUACGACCAUGCACAUCCGUGAGAAAUUGGAGGAUGGAUCGUUCCGGGAGUCCCUGGUUCGGAAUACCUAUGAGGAUGCUUAUACUCUGGAAAUGAAGGAACUUUAUGCCUUCGUCGUUGAGGGUAAGCCUGCUAAAACCACGGCGGAGGAUGCUAGGAAAGAUAUUGAGAUCUUUGGUAUGAUUAUGAAGGCGGGUCUGGCAGGACAAGCUAGACUGAACAAGAUCACACCAAAUUAG